AUGAGAAAUCAGCAAGACGCAAGUGAUAGUUUACCGUUACGUAGACGGUUUGAAAGUAAUAUUAGUAUAGAUAGAUUUUCUGAAAAAAGUCUUCAUGGACUUGAUUGUGAAGAUCGAACUUGUAGGAGUAUGUGUAAUGAUUGCAUGGCCAGAGUGCCGUAUGCAUCUCUUAUUGCAACUAUAAUGUGUUGCUUAGGAGUAGGCAUAUUUUGUGGUACAAUGUAUAGAGGUGUUACAUUAGGUUCUCUAAUGAUGGAUCAGGUGUUUCAUUUACGGCUUGGAUGGUUAGAAGCUGUGCAAUUGACUUUUGCCACAAUUGGUGCUAGUAUGGCAGCUUUGGGAAUUAUGAUACUAUGUGUUGGUUGCCUUGCAACUGGAGCUACACGACAUAAAGUAUACAGGGCAUGGAGAUCUAGAGUUGGAGGACGUAUUUCCUGUGCUGUUUUCAUGACAAUUACUUACAUAUUACAAUUGGGUUGGCUUUUGAUAUUUGCCUUCUUGGUUAUAAUUACUUGGAUUUUUACAAUAUUUUGGGGUUUAUGCAGCAAUCCUCGUGUCCAGUCCCUUGAUCAGUGCAUUGAUUUUACUCAAUUCAGUUUCAUAUUUCCAAAUAAUACAAGAGUAGAAGAUAUGAAAGUAUGUGGACCACAAGAAGUGAAACUGUUUUGUAAAGAUUUUGUUGAAAAGGCAGAAGUCAUGUUUAUUUUAGCAACAGUAGCUGCAAUGUUGGUUGUGUUAAGUCUUAUACACUAUUUGAUGUGUUUAUCUGCCAACUAUGCACAUAUUAGGGACCAAGAAAAAUUUCAAGAAUUACAAGACCUUCAAUUCCUGCAAGAUGCUGAUUUAGACUCUCCUCAACCCGGUAUGGGAACUUUGGGUUCGCAUCAUCGCGGCAAGGAUAGAUUCUAGGAUACGGCCCGCGAGAUCUUCGCGAUGAAUCCUUUAUAACUGCAGCAUUCUUCUUUACAAAACAUAGAAGAUCUCCUUUCUGUAUGAAUCAAUAACCAAUUGACGUUAUUCUUCUCUAUGUACCUAAAUUCAGUAUUCUACUACUUGAUUAAUGUUACAGUAGUGUACUGAUCGAAGAUCUUGCGGGAACACUU
Habropoda laboriosa is the source of this 1103-nucleotide messenger RNA. RefSeq names its product neuronal membrane glycoprotein M6-a (gene M6). Gene Ontology annotation, cellular component: plasma membrane. Gene Ontology annotation, biological process: neuron projection development. The coding region runs from base 1 to 909 and encodes 302 amino acids. The record is from RefSeq and is a predicted model, not a curated record. The transcript has 5 exons. Lineage: Eukaryota; Metazoa; Arthropoda; Insecta; Hymenoptera; Apidae.